AGCUGAAUGGAGCCGAGAGGAAGUGGCGGUUAAUGCAGCUCCACACCUUUCCGGUGUAGCAGCACUGCGACCAGCUCGACUUAAAGGAGAAAGACGAGAGCUGGCUGUAUUUAUUGAUACAGGAGGGGGAGAUAGGAGGGGGCUACGAACUGGAGUUUCUUGGGUGGAUACAUGUGUUGCUGAGUCACAGAAGAUUUCUUUUCGAAGACGUCCCUUACAGCUCGGUGAAGUUGCCCGGCGCGACGCUUGAUGGACUAGCCGCAGAAAAGCUGCUUUUCUCCCCGGUAGCGGUGAAGAGAACAAGGGCGCACCCGAUGAGGAGGACCGGACACCAGAAAGAACUCACAAGUAACGUGGCCUUUUCGAGGCCUUGUAUACACAACGUGUCUGCUCUUUGUGGUUUUUAACCUUCGCAGCGUGUGUUUGCCAAUCAGCUUUAUGUUGAUUUAGUCAACAAAAUGAACGUCCUGCAACAGCUGCUGCCAAGUUCUUAGUGUAACCGUGCCAUGUUGUGUAUAGGCCCUGCAAACAUUGUGAUACUCUGAACAUAAACGUCCCAGCACUUAACAGGACGCACAGACUUUCAAUGAAAACCCCUAUAAGUACUGUUUGUUAGAUUUUAACAUGAGUGUGCGUUUUUGACUUUUCUCUCCGAUAUAUGCUCUUCACUGAGUCAUGUCAUCACAAAUAAGCCCUUAACGCGAAGCUACUGUUAAAAGUGAAUAGUCAUCAGCACGGAAUCUGACAUUUUUCUCGUUAGAAACAAAGUAUUUAUGCACACGAUUUCAAAAUGGGGAAAGUGCUGUCUAAAAUAUUUGGCAACAAGGAGAUGAGAAUAUUAAUGCUUGGACUUGAUGCUGCUGGAAAGACAACAAUCCUUUACAAACUGAAACUUGGACAGUCUGUCACCACAAUCCCCACAGUCGGCUUCAAUGUGGAGACUGUCACCUACAAAAAUGUCAAGUUCAACGUCUGGGAUGUUGGAGGGCAAGAUAAGAUUCGUCCUCUGUGGCGACACUACUACACAGGCACCCAAGGGUUAAUUUUCGUGGUGGAUUGCGCGGACAGGGAUCGCAUCGACGAGGCAAGGCAGGAACUCCACCGCAUCAUUAAUGACCGGGAGAUGAGGGAUGCCAUCAUCUUGAUAUUCGCCAACAAGCAAGACCUCCCGGAUGCCAUGAAGCCACAUGAAAUCCAAGAGAAGCUCGGAUUGACCCGCAUCAGAGAUAGGAAUUGGUAUGUUCAGCCCUCCUGUGCGACCACAGGUGAUGGACUGUAUGAGGGCUUGACAUGGCUAACAUCAAAUUACAAAUCUUAAUGAUUGAGUGCUGACUGUUUUAGGUCAAAACUAUAAUAACGUUGCAAGUAACAAAUAACUUUUCAAAAUGAGUAUGGUUAAGAAAAAGUUGAUUAUUUCCCAUUUAUUUUUAAUACUACGUUUACCCCAUGACUAAUUUAUCUUUAACUGGGUUUGCUGGCUUAAAGUUUGCUUGUACUCUGUAGCAGGGCUAUUUCACCUUCAUCAUCUUGGGGCUUGCUUGAUGAAUUCUGAAUUGAUUGGUCCUGAUGUUAAAGCCACAGAGAUCACCGCCUUUGCCUAUUCUUUUCCCUGUUUUGUAUAAUUUUUCUAAUGAAGUUUGUGUCUUCAUUCAAGGACUAAAGCUUGUUUCAAGGCCCUUCAGUCUCUGCUGCAUCGAACUUGGAUCUUUUUGUUCUUCUGAGGGGAGAUCUUAAAUGUCAUGUAGCAUACUUGAAGGAAUUUGGUAUUUGUUUUAACACAGUGCUGUGAUAAGUAUUUCUUCUCAAUGGUAUUGACUGCUGCAAUGGGGAAAAAUCAACAUGGGUUUAAUUUAAUCGUCAUCUGUCUUGACAAAGAAAUAAAAUAACUUCAGACAUGUUUUGUCCCCCCCCCCCUCCCCCAAAUCCCCUUAUGUGGGCUAUAUAAUUUUCUGAUUGACCUUCCGUUUCAUGUCUUGAUACCUAAUUGUGCUGAAUAUUCAACAAAUACGCCUCCUGUAACUCUUAAACAUGCUUGUUGGGAUUGCAUUUUUGAUUUUCGGUAACAAGUAGUCAGUUGACUCAAUCUUUCCAAAGGAAUGUCAUUCAGCUCUGAGCUCUCAAUCUGAUACCACAGUUGAUUAGUGUCAGUAUUGGGACAUUAUAUGAUAGCCUAUAUCUGUAGCAUGAGUACGAAAGUACAGUAACCCCACACCAGAGUCCAUCUGUCGUGCAGUCAGAGGGAGCUGUUACUGGUGAAUUGUAGAAGACACCCUGCAGUGCAGCUCUUAUUUUGACUGGGGGAACCAUGUACAGAACAAUGUCAUUGUAAUGUCUUAUUAAAAAAGUGAUUUUAAAUCUG
Messenger RNA from Notothenia coriiceps (black rockcod), 2359 nucleotides. RefSeq names its product ADP-ribosylation factor 6. Bases 791 to 1318 code for a protein of 175 amino acids. The record is from RefSeq and is a predicted model, not a curated record. Gene Ontology annotation, molecular function: GTPase activity; GTP binding. The transcript has 2 exons. NCBI's taxonomy places the organism in Eukaryota, Metazoa, Chordata, Actinopteri, Perciformes, Nototheniidae.